AUGCAGGGCCCACCUCUUACUCAGCUGGCCCUGGUGCUGGCAGCUAUGGCUCUGCUGGGGGCUGAAACCCCCAGAGAAGAGGAGUCAGCCACCAGCACCGGAGGCCUCAUCUUCCACCGGGACUGGAACUGGCUGCCCCCAGACCUCUGGCCACCAGGCAGCCUCGCGGAUCCCCUGUGCCUGGUGACGCUGGACAGGGCCAGCAACUGGAGCGGUGCCCCACUGCGGGUGGUGGGGGCCCUGGGCAGUUAUGAGCAGGCCUUCUUGGAGGCCGUGCAGCAAGCCCACUGGCACCCCCGUGACCUGGCUACCUUUGGGGUCUGCAGCCCUGGUGACAGGCAGGCUGCCCUGCCUCCUCUGCGGCGGCUGGGAGCCUGGCUGGGGGAGCCUGGGGGGCAGCAGCUGUUGGUCCUGCACCUGGUGGAAGUGACUUGGGAGCCGACGCCCUCACUGAGGUUCCAGGAGCCUCCAGCGGGAGGAGCCAGUCCUCUGGAGCUGGCGCUGCUGGUGCUGUAUCCUGGACCCGGCCCCGAGGUCACUGUCACCGGGGCUGGGCUGCCAGGUGUCCAGAACCUCUGCCCGUCCCGGGACACCCGCUACCUGGCGCUGGCCGUGGACCGUCCGGCGGGGGCCUGGCGCGGCGCCGGGCUCUCCCUGACCCUGCGGCCCCGCGGAGACGGUGUCUCCCUGAGUACGGCCCAGCUGCAGGCGCUGCUGUUCGGCGCCGACCCCCGCUGCUUCACGCGGAUGACCCCGGUCCUGCUCUUGCUGCCGCGGCCCGGGCCUGCGCCGCUGCCCGCGCACGGCCAGCUGGACACGGUGCCCUUCCCGCCGCCCAGGUGCGCGCAGGCCNGGUGA
This is a messenger RNA of Galeopterus variegatus (Sunda flying lemur), 858 nucleotides long. It is a transcript of the gene AMH, whose product is annotated as anti-Mullerian hormone. Gene Ontology annotation, biological process: gonad development; Mullerian duct regression. The record is from RefSeq and is a predicted model, not a curated record. Gene Ontology annotation, molecular function: growth factor activity. The transcript has 4 exons. The coding region runs from base 1 to 858 and encodes 285 amino acids. NCBI's taxonomy places the organism in Eukaryota, Metazoa, Chordata, Mammalia, Dermoptera, Cynocephalidae.